Messenger RNA from Blepharisma stoltei, 270 nucleotides. The record is from the annotation of a GenBank genome assembly. Lineage: Eukaryota; Ciliophora; Heterotrichea; Heterotrichida; Blepharismidae.
AUGAAAGUACUAAUUUUUAAAAAUUUAAUUUUGGCCUAUUUAAUAGACCAAAUGCAAGUAGAAUCAGAUUUAAACAGUUUUUUACACUGAAAAAUUAAUUUUUUAUUUAAUUCUUAUAAAAAUAUGGGAUUUUCUCAUGGAUGGCGCUAUUUCGGCCUUGAUUUUCCCACUGGGAAAAUUUUUUGGUUUUACCAAUCCAUAUGGUACCGGCCGAAUCAAAAAAUAUUCCAAGUGGGAAAAUCAAGGCCAAAACAGCGCCAUCCACAGUAA